AUACAGUCCCGCUUAGGUGAAAGCAGACCAGACAGUCGCUGUUCAGUGUUCGCGCUUCUUUGCUUAGGCUGAAUAGUGCUCAACUGUUGCGAUAAAGUUGAACUGCGGAUGAUGUCCACAGUUUUAGGGGCAGGCUGGUUCAGCGUGCUGACGGCAGCGAAAUGAGCGCAGCGAGCGUGGUCGCGGCACUGCGAGCGCAGCAGGAGCAGCGGAGGAGGGCGCUUCUGCUUCAGCAGCACUUUGAUGUGACUGUGGCACCAAAGAGCAAAGCCGAGGAUGCCUCGCCGCUCGGAAGCGCGCCUCCCGACGACGCAGACGGCCAGGGGUGGGCUCCGUCGCAGCGCCGCGCUGCCGUGUUGUUGACGCAAGUUGUCGGGCCCGCCCUUGAACCAUUAGGUGGCGGCGCAGCGCAGCAAGUGCCGUGGGGCACCAAGUGCCUGCCCUGGGCGCAUCUGGCGGUACGGGAGAAGGCGAUCGCCCUUGCCGUUGAGUCCUCGGAUGCGGCAAGGGCUGCCGCUGCCGCCUCGCCGACAGCAGCAGCCGCCGCCUCCGCUGCUGCCGCCUCUGGCGUCACUGCGCUUGGCGCCGGACCAACUUGGCCGCUAGCGGGGCCGGCUCAGGUCUGGGCUGCGGACCCGCAGGCUCGGGCUGUGAUGGCGGCGGUGGCGUGGGCGCGUGACGGGCUGUUGGCGGACGUGGAGGCGGCGGCGGAGCUGCCGUGUCGCGCCGCUGCUGUCCUCGCCGCCACCGCCGACGCCAGCGCAUACGCCCAGGCUCGACGCUUUCUGGACGCGCUUGAUAGCGAGGUGAAAGCUGAGGCGGAGUCGGUGGAGGCGGGUGCCCGGGAGGAAACGGCGGCAGCGGCGGCGCUGAGGCGGUGGCGCCAGGAGCAGGAGACGGAGCUAUGUGCGCUGCCUCCGCACUUUGACUCGCCUGAUUGCGGCUGCUGGCGCUGCUGUUACAUACCUGACGAAGAUGGUGACAGCUGGAGCUCAGCUGUCACAAGGGUGCCAGAGACGGUCGUAGCGAUGCAGCGCCUGCAGGCUGACGGCGAGCAGCAUGAGGCAGACCUGGAAGAGGCGGCGGCGCGAGGGCGGCGCAUACUGGAGUAUCGGCGAAUCCGCCACGAGGGGACUGAUGCGAUUGUGUCUGGCCGGAUGCCCAUUCCCAGCGCCUCGGCAGCGUGGAUGUUUCUCGCGCAGCUGUGUCCCAAGCACCCCGAGCAGCUCGGCUUCCUGCAGCUCAGUCCCGCGGACACCUCUCCGCUUGAGCGCCAUCCUUCAGCAGGCAGCGACUCGGCGGCAAGCCCACACGGCACGGCAGGCGGCGUGGUGCCGCCGCUGUCACCCGCAGCCACGUGGUUGGCACGGGCUCGGCAGCUGGCGGCGGUGGCCUGGCGGCGGCUGGUAGCAGCAGCGGCGGCGGUGGACGAGGCGCAGCAGGAGGAGCCGGGGGCAGGCAGCGGUGCUGGCGGCCUGAGCGGUUCGCCAGAGGCCCCGGGGCUAGCGUGGACGGUAUUUCGUGAAGCCAUGCGUGGUCUGCUUCUGCUGCUUCGGUCGCGGGGCAAGGGCACGACGGUGCCCGCUCAGGAGCAGGUGACUGACCCGCUGGACUGGCCGCAUGACCAGGAGCCGCCGCCGGACCCGCUGGCAUGCGCCGUACUGUCAGUGUACUUCAACUUCUGGCAGGAGUACGGCGUGCCGCGGUACAAGUCUCUUGAGGCGGGCAGUGUUGACUGGCCGGCAUUCGUGCCGUCCGUACGGCAAAUGUACGACAUGAUCCGGUUCGUACAGCUGCCGCUGGAUCUGCAAGACCUGGACGGACAGCCGCUCCAUGCCGUCGCCGCCGCGUUCGACGUCGUACGCCAGCCGCCGCCACGCCGCCUGUCGGACGCAGCACUGCUGCCGCUGCUGGACACACUUGAGACGCCAAAUCUGCUGAUCGAGCAGCUGUCACGUGCAGCUGUUUGGAAGACGGCGACAGUUGGCGUGUUGCAGCAGCGUGUGGGCACACGCGGCGCAGCUGCGGCGCAGGCUGCGGCUGCCACUGCCAUGGCGGCAGCGGCGGCCGCCGCUGCGGCCCGCGCCACGGCUACGGCUGCCGCUGUUAAUGCCGGCAGCACCUCUGCUGGCCUGUCGCCCCGGCUGCGAUCAGGGUCGCGGCAACAGGCGGAGCUGCCGACGGGCGUGGAGUGGGAGUGCGAGCGGGUGGUGGUGGAGGCGGCGGAGGUGCUGGCGCAGGAGGCACUUCAGGGCGCCCUGGUUAACGUGGGCCAGCGUCUGGGGCUGGCGCGCGAUGCGGAGGUGGCGUUGAAGGUGUUGGCCUGGAUGCGCGACAACGACUACACACAGAGCUGGACGGACGAACACGAUGAGGGAGAGGGUCUGGAUGAGGACGAGGGCGAAAGCGAGGGCGAGGAUAGCGAGGAAGUGGUUGAGGAGUAUGUGGCUGACGAUCAGCCGCAUGUUGGAUUGGAUGCCGCGCCCGCCAGCAGCAUCGCCCAGCGGCAGCAGCAGCAGCGGCAGCACCAGCAGCAGCAGCAGCAGCAGCUGGAUGGUGGGACGGGGCUCGGCGAGCUCACGACUGUUGAGGACGAGGCACUGGACGAGUGGGAAGAGGCGGCGGACGCAGGGGAGGAGGGUGGCUUGGAGUCCGGAGCCGCGGCAACAGCCACUGUGUCAGCCGUGCGUGCAGGCUGCAGCGGCGGCCGCAGUGGUGGCGGCGCGAACCUGCCCACCUGGAAGGCUCUGUUGCGGCCACGGCAGCUGCCAGUGGCGGAGGCGGCGGCAGAGCAUUCGAGAGCCACCGCGGCCGCAUCCAGCAGCCCGGCAUCCAGCAACGCCGUGACAGCCGCGGCAGCCGCCAGUGCCGGCAACAGCAAUGGCGGCACCGGUGACGGAGCAGCCGCCGCUGGCGCAGCAGCGGUAGCAGCAGCAUCAACCGCCGGUGGGCUGCAAGACUGGCUGUUGCCGCUUCAGGCAGGGCUGUACGACGCAUUGUACCUCAGUGAGGCGCCGGCGGCGGACGAGCCGGCAGCAGAUGACUUAGCUGCUGCAGCAGCCGCCUCCGCCAACGCCAACGCGGCUUCUGCUGCUGCUGCGGCGGCGGCGGCACAGCUUGGCUCCGUGUCGUACGCGUUAAAGAUUCUCCGCACAGCGGACGCAUACGGUUUGCUUCAUCCAGACCCGCACGUGCUAGCUACUGCGGCUCCGCUACCGGUGGCUGCGUCGGCGCCGCAGCAGGCGGCUUGCGCCGCCAGCAGGGCGGCAGCGCCGCCGCCGGUAACGGCGCUGCGGCAGUUGCUGGAGAAGGUGCAUGAGACCCACGUGGCCCUCGGCCAAGACUUGCUGCGGGGCGCCUCCUCCGCACUCGUGGGAGCAUCGGCGGCGGUGCUUAACACUGCCACUUUAUCUGGUGCUACUGCUACUGUUGCGGCUGCUACUGCCCACGUGAAUGCAGCCACUUUAACGCGGGCCUGCCAGCAGACAAUCUCCCAGCACGCCACGGCGGUGAUUUGCCAGGGGCUUCGGCCUGCCCUGGCCCACAUGGAUGUAUGCGUCUUGGCCGGAUUGGAGCCAUCCGAAGGCGCAACGGUGCAGAAGCGCGCUCAGCAGGUGCAACAAGGCCUCUUGAAAGCCAUUGAAGCAUUGGGCGCGGUGAAGUGGGAACUCGACCGCGUGAUGGCAAGUGCCGGGAAGGAGGCGACUGCGGCCCCGGAGGCGGCGGUAACAGCAGCGACGGCGGCUGCCACCGCUGCCGCUACUGCGGCGGUGGAUCUGGUGCAGGAGCUGCAGCCACGACUGUUUGAGGCGCACCCACGGAGCUGGGGCCAACUGGCGAUGAUGGUGCGGAAGGGCUGGACGCACAACAGCAUCUUGCACCUGCUGCUGUGUGCAGUCUGGGGACUCCAGCUUGUGCAGCCGCUGCUGCCACCUGUCACCGCCGCCGGCAUGCCGCCGCGCGAGGCAUGGCUGGGCCUUGCGCCACUGGCUGCGGCGGGUGCCGUCUACGCCGCUGAAAAGCAGGCGGCACGGCACAGGGCAGCGGCAGGGGUGGCGGAGGCGGCGCAGCCCGGCCCUCCGCCAACACUGCACGGGCCAUCCGUGGCGUCGGCGGUGCCGCAGUAUGCGCUCACCGGCUCGGACGCAGUACGCAGCGGGUUCUGUGGUGCCGGCGUCUACGCCUUCCUCGCCUACGCCAGCCUGUUGCACUGCCCGCCCCUCAGCGAACUGCCAACGCAUCCGAGAUGGCUCGGCGCGCUGGCUUCCUGGGAGCUCAGACACCCACCACAGCCGCAGGCACAGCAGGGGCUACAGCCGCCGCCGCCGCCGCACGCACUUCAGCUGUUUCCCGCGGCGACCCUGCACUCGGCGCAGCAGUGCCUGAGGGGCCUGGCGCGAGGGCCGCUGGCUCUCCGGGCGGCGCUGUGCCACUACCUGCAUCGGCGUGCCUUCAUCCUGGCAUGCCUGCCGGCAGACGAACCCGCACACGAAGCGGAUUGUUAUACGCGGUUGGCGGUGCUGGCAGCGGCGUCCGCGUGCUGGCAGGUGGCGGUGCGGGGCGAUGCGGUGCGGCAGCGCCUGGUGCAGGAGACCGGGCUGGAGGAGGCGGAGGGGCAGGAGGCGGCGGCGGCGGCGGCGGCGGCGGAGGAGGAGGAGGCAAAGGCGCUGCGGUUUUUGAACGAAAUAAAGAGCAUACGUGACCAUGAUGAGGAAGACGAGGGGGAUGACACGCAGCAACAGGAGCUGCAGCAGUUGGAGCAGGGGUGGGAGGGGCCAGAUGCAGCAGGGGUGGCAGCUCCACACCGCCGCGGCGGAGGCGAGCAAGGUGGGGAGCAGGAGGAACGGCAGGAGCUCCAAAUUUUGGACAUCACCACAACCUCCUCCGCAGGGGUUGGCGGCGCGGCUAGCGGCGGCAGCAGCCCCGACCGGCCGCCAGGCCUGAGCCAUCGGGUGCGGCUGGUGCCCCGACGAGCCAAGCGGGGGCCACAGCCGCAGCCGCUGCUGCCCCCAGCUGCCGAAACCCAGCCCACCGCAGCGGCUGGUGCGGCGCUAGCGGCAACCAGCACCGUGACGCCGCCCCCUAUAGCAGCUGCGCUGACGGGGGCGGCGGCGCCUCCGCCGCCGCCCCCGAGCCGUGUGCUGUACUGCCUCGGGCCGGGAAUGCCGUCUCUGCUCAUGGCGCAGGCUCUGAUGCACGGGGUGCUGGUGUCUCGGCGCGUGACGCUGCCGCAGCCGCUGAUGCAACGCCUGCUCGACGCAGCGGCGCCGCCAGACUCGGCAGCUACACCAGGCUCUCAACCACAACCGCCGCCGCCGCCCCCGCCAGAGCUAGACGCGCAGCUGCUGCGUCAGCACCUGCACGAGUACCGCCAACGCCAGCUUGACGUGGCACGCCUGCAUGGGCUGCCCGAGGUUGACCUGAUGGUGAGCGGGCCAGCGCAUGCGACCCUGGCACUUCUGUGCCUGCAGAUACACGCAGCUGUCAUCGGAGGCGCUCCAUACUGGCUUGGGUUCCAGCCUGAGGCGGCGGCGGCGGCGGAUACAGGCGGAUCCAACGCUGCUGGUUCCGGACCCCCAGCCGGGCCCGCUGCUGUGCUGCUGCGCGGCCUGCGGCCCGUGCUACUGCCGGUGCAAAUGCAUAAGGAGGGGCACAGCUUCUAUAAGUGGAACCUGAUCCCGCGAGUGACCGUCAACACCACGAGCAAGCUCGCCGACCAGGCUCGUGCGGUGCGUGACACGCUCACCGCACACCGGCUGGCGAUGGUCCGAGUUGACGGCGCGGUGGCGGUGCCGCGGGCACUGCAUCUGACGCUGCUGGUCCGACAGGCGCUGUUGAGUCAGGGGCGCGACUGCUACGUAGGCUGCUCGGAAGUCUGGCCCUUGGGCUUCGACACGCGGGCGCAGACGGAUCGGAACUGUGGCGGCAGCGGCUACGGCAGGGGCGGCGGCCGUGGCAGCGGCAGCAACUCCGAGGGCGAUGAUGACAUGCGGUCACCGUGCCGACGCUUAACAGCCGCGGUAAUAAAGCUGCACGAACAUCUCGAACAAACUCGGCGGUUCAUGCGGAGUAAGCCGCUGCCAGGCGCGCUGCAUCGCUCGGGCGCAGCGGCCGCAACUGCUGCAGUGUCGGCAGCGGAGGGGGCGGACGCCGCGGACGCAGAGGGGCUGCAUUGGAUGGAUGUCGCGACACGCGACUGGUGCGAGGAACGCAUAAUGCGGGACAUGCACAGCGUGCUGCAGCUGCUUGGCGGAGGCGAUGGCGGUGGCGACGCAGCAGCGCGGAGCUCUGUGUCGGCGGCCGCCGCGCCGGGGGUGGCCGAGGGCUCGGUGGCGGCGGCUCCGUCCCGUGCGGCGGCGGCUCUGGGUCUGGUGCUUUGCAUCGUGGAGUGUGAGCCCGACCUCGAGCAGCUAGCAGCACUGGCGCCGGGCGCAGCAGCAGCCGCUGCAGCAGCUACAGCUGGGGGCAGUGGCAGCGGCAGCAGCGGCUCGCCUGCACGCAUGGCGCCAGGCACCAUCAUAUUCCCGCCGCACGGCAAACCAGGUGCGGUAGCCGCCGCAGGGGCGGCAGGUGCAGCGCAGCAGGGGCAGACUGGAGCCGCGGCGUCCGCAAGCAACACGGUGGCGGCAGCUGCCGCUCGCGCAAAGGGCGCGGGGAAGGCGUCGGGCCGCGGCCUAGGCAAGAAAGCCCUUCAACGGGCGCUGUUUGACAAAUGAGGGGUGUUUGCCGUCAGGGGACCUUGGCCAGUUCAUUGUGUUUGCGCGUGUGCAAGUGGGCACGUGGCCUGGGUUACACGGGUACAUAACAUGGGGUUUGUUUCGUUUCAUUACACGGGUUUACUUAUGACCGCGCUUCCGAUAUGGCGAUGGCUGUGGCGAGCUGCCGAUUUGCAUAGCCGGAUGCAGCGCUGGUCUACCGCAGUGCAACAUAAUUGUCGGCUCAAUGAAUGUUGGUUCAAGCACUGCUAUUAAUUGAAUGUUCUUUCCUGAGGGCCUUCGGGGUCCAUCCGCUCGUGCGUGUGUGCAUGCGCGACUGCAGCCCACUCACCCCAUGUUUUCAGUAUGCAGACGCCCCUCAGGCGAAUUGAUGCGGAUUCCAAUGAUCUGUAAUGCAUUGUAAGACGGUGGCGACGUUGACCUUGUCCGGCGGAAUCGGUGAUGCGUGGAUGCGGAGCUGUGUGCACUGUGCAGGGCAGCAUGUCGGGAGGUCCUGGCUGGCAGCUGCGGUGCCCCGAUUGUUGGUGCUGGUUGGCGCUUCCGCGGACAGAGGGGAUAUGUUUGGGCUUGUCAAGACAUUUGGGGCGGUCGAAAUGGCAUGCUGGGAGUGCUGGUGGUUGAGCAAGGUCACCUGCCAGCAUGGAGGGCAUGGCAAUGGAGCGCGAUGACCUACGCCAACUUGCGUUCCGUAUGCGUCGCAGCGCAUUACUCGGAUUUCCUGUACAUAUCUCUCGACGGCAACAGUCAGCACGGUGUAGCAGGAUGUUGCAUUCAGCUCUGAGUUUUCGCUUGGGCAGUGUAAUAACUGAGCCAC
Messenger RNA from Chlamydomonas reinhardtii, 7530 nucleotides. RefSeq lists its product as uncharacterized. Gene Ontology annotation, biological process: regulation of transcription by RNA polymerase II. Gene Ontology annotation, cellular component: nucleus. The transcript is spliced from 7 exons. The record is from RefSeq and is a predicted model, not a curated record. NCBI's taxonomy places the organism in Eukaryota, Viridiplantae, Chlorophyta, Chlorophyceae, Chlamydomonadales, Chlamydomonadaceae. Bases 162 to 6716 code for a protein of 2184 amino acids. Gene Ontology annotation, molecular function: transcription cis-regulatory region binding.